UUCUCCAGCCCUGUAUCUCUUUCACCAGUCAUCCACCCAGCUCUUUACUUCACCCCUCCCCACCGCUCCUGGUUUCACCCAUCACCUUGUGGUUCUUCCUCCCCUCCCCCACUUUCUAACUCUUGACUCAUCUUUUUCACUCCAGUCCUGAAGAAGGGUCUCGUCCUGAGACAUCGCCUGUGCUCUUUUCCCGAUGUUGCCUGGCCUGCUGAGUUCCUCCAGCAUUUUGUGAGCGUUGCUCGGAUUUCCAGCAUCUGCAGGUUUUCUCUUGUCUGCGAUUGUCCUUUUAAAUUCUGGCGUGGCUGCAGCAGGAGUGAGGCGGAGCCAGCGUCCCGAGGGCGGAAAUCGCGUUCGCAGCUGACAGACGGGAGGCAUCCGGAGUUACAACCAUCCGGUUUGACCCCAGAGCGGCCCGUUUCUGGAUCUACAGUGGGGAUCUCAUUCAGAAACCGGCAUAAUUUCCCAAAUGGCCGCAAAUCCUUCCAAGAGCCAGCGGAAGUCUGGAGGCACCCCGAAGCAACGUGAGCCUCGGCAGGGAGCACUGCCUCCGUUCCAUGAAGCGGCUGGCCCCAAAGUCUUGGGAUCCAGGACCCAGGCCGCAGGAGCCCCAUCUACACGGCGUGGAACCACCAAACCAUUGAGUGCGGGGAGCCCCCCCAGUUCCCCCGCAGGUCAGAAAUCUACCAGCUCCAGCAGCAGGGAAGCAAGAAGACAGAACCGGAGUGCUCCGUCACCCACCGAGAGAGCCAGCGCCAAUCCUCGGGCAGUGGGCAAACCCUCCGACCCUACCGGGCGGCUUGGCCAGAGGACUGGCCCCAGCCCACAGAAGAUCGACAGGCAGAGGGUGGCAGAGAUCGAGCAGGAAACCCGCGGGCAAAGGGAGAACACCGACUGGUUCAAAUGGCGCCGCAACCGCAUCACGGCCUCCGUCGCCCACAAGAUCUCCCACUGCAAGUUUGUGAAUGGCAAGAGUAGUGAGGUCCCGCAAUCCUACCUGAAGCCGAUCCUGGGACAGGGAUCCAGCGUGAUGACCCCAGCCGUGAAAUGGGGCAUCAGCCAUGAGCCAGUUGCUGUCAAGAAGUACGAGAGGCUCAAAUCUAAGGACCUGCAUCAGGAGGUAGAAGUCCGCUCCUGCGGCCUGUUCAUUGACCCGGCCAAGAACUGGCUGGCAGCCAGUCCCGACGGGCUAGUGGUCGACAAGGCGACCCAGGACGUUGUGGGCCUGCUGGAAGUGAAGUGCCCCUACAAACACCGGCACCACAGCAUCAACAAGGCCUGCGAAGACAAGGAUUUCUGCCUGGAGAACAAGGACAAGCUGAAGAAAAACCACUCGUACUUCACCCAGGUCCAGUGCCAGAUGGCCGUCACGGGCAUCAGCAAGGCUGACUUUGUGGUCUACACUGAGAAGGACAUCGCUGUUGUCCCCGUGGAGUUCGAUGGAGAGUUCUGGAAGGAAACUUUGGAGAAGCUGGAGGAUUUCUACACCAGAGCCGUCCUGCCAGAAAUCCAGCAGGAAAAUCCAGUCUUGGCAAGGGAAGAGUAGCUCUGGGGAAAACUGCCAGUGUCACACCAUACAUCUUCCUGAUGAUCAGACAUUUGGGAUGGUUCUUUAAAAAAAGUUCUGGAGCUAAAAUGGCACAAACUUCUUGAACGAGGAUCUCUCUGCAGAUGCUGCCUGACCUAUACUCAAAAUGCUGAAGGAAUUCAGUAGGCCAUGAACAUUGAUUUCUCUAACCUGAUCAUCUCUCGUGACUCCUGUCUUUUCCUGUUCCCCAUUCUGGCCCUCCUCUUAGUCCUUCUCUUCUCCUCGCCUGCCCAUCACUUCCUUUUACUUCCCCCCUUUUUCCCUUCCUUACAGGGUCCACUCUCCCCUCUUUUCGGAUUCCUUCUUUUCCAGCCCUUUACUUUCCAGCUUCUCACUUCAUUCUCCUUCUCCCUGACCCACCCAUUUCCCCCUCACCUGGUCUCUGCUAACCUGUGCUUCAUCCCCUCCUCCCCACCUUUUUUCUUCUGGCCUCUCCUCUCUUCCUUCCCAGUCCUGGUGAAAGAUCACAGCCUGAAAAGUUGACUGUUUAUUCCACUCCACGGAUGCUGCCUGACCUGCAGAGUUCCUCCAGCAUUUUGUGUGUGUUGCUCUGGAUUUCCAGCAUCUGCAGAAUUUCUUGUGUUUAUGAUUCAUUGUUUGACCUGCUGAGUAAUUCCAGCUUUCUUGGGAUGCAUUUAAAUAUAUGCUGUUCUAAAUUAAAAAACUGCUCAGUAACGUUGAAGGGUUGUACUUUCCUGAGCUGCAGUGAUGCUGUCUGCUGUAGACGCACUAUAUGACAUAGAUGUUACAACAUUCACAGGCUUGUGUCAGACACAGAGGCCAGCAAGGGAUGGGAGGUGGUGUAUCACUGUGAGGUUUUCUGUUCCGACGGCCUUGACUCAGUAAACAGAAUUACCCUGUGUUUGAAAUCACCAGCGAGACACUGAACCUGACGAUAUAGAAGACUUUAUUCAGCACAACGAGCAGGCAUCAUUCUGGACUCACUCUCAGUAGAGGCUCACGAACCCAAAGGUUCAUUUUUAUACCUUUAAGAUCAACGGUAACAGCGGGUGAUUCAAUACAAUCUCAAUAGUUACAAUGUCAUUGUUCACUUCAAUACCUUGUGUUGACAAUGCUUCCUUUGAAUUACAUGUCUACAGUGACAGACAUCGCUGAAUAUUCAAACUCACAAAGUAAUUCAUAUAAAAAGACUAAAAGCUUCUGGGGACAGAAAUUUUAGACACCCAAAUUCCCUUGUCCAUUCGUCCCCCGCCCCCACAUCCCUUCCCAGCGAUCUCCCUCCUGGCACUUUUCCUUGUAAGCGGAACAAGUGCUACACAUGCCCUUAUGCUUCCUCCCUUACCACCAUUCAGGGCCCCAGACGGUCCUUCCAGGUGAGGCAACACUUCACCU
Mobula hypostoma (lesser devil ray) is the source of this 2938-nucleotide messenger RNA. RefSeq lists its product as uncharacterized. The transcript has 2 exons. Lineage: Eukaryota; Metazoa; Chordata; Chondrichthyes; Myliobatiformes; Myliobatidae. The record is from RefSeq and is a predicted model, not a curated record. The coding region runs from base 467 to 1543 and encodes 358 amino acids.